This is a messenger RNA of Solanum lycopersicum (tomato), 4245 nucleotides long. The record is from RefSeq and is a predicted model, not a curated record. Lineage: Eukaryota; Viridiplantae; Streptophyta; Magnoliopsida; Solanales; Solanaceae.
AAUUUAUCACAUUCCCAGAUUUUAGUUGUUAUUUUAAUGUUAUAUAUCUUAAAAUGCAUUUUCAAAUUUUUAAUGGGAUUGUGUUUUACACGUUUUUCAGUUUUUAAUAAUAAAAUAUUUUAUCUCCAUAUAAAAACUCUUCUAAUUAUUUAGAACAACUUUUUAGGUGGGAUUGUAUUUAUGUUGUCACGUUUUCCCAACCCACUUUAACUGACAACUUUAACGUGUAUUUAUGUUGUCACGUUUUCCCAACCCACUUCAAUAUACAACUUUAACGUUAUAUCCUUAAAAAUGUAUUUUCCGAGUUUUAAUGGGAUUAUGUUUUACACGUUUUUCAUUUUUUAAUAAUAAAUGUUUUAUCUACAUAUAAAAACUCUUCUAAUUAUUCGGAACAACUUUUUAGGUGGGAUUGUAUUUGUGUUGUCACGUUUUCCCAGCCCCCUUUAAUAGACAACAACUUCCAAUGCCAUAUAUUAAAUUUAUUUUAAUAAUAAAAUAUUUUCUCUCCCUAUAAAAACUAUUCUAAUUAUUAAGAAUAUCUUUUUAGUUGGGAUUGUCAUAUAUAUCCAGAUUUUCUAUAUUUGUUAUGUCAUAUAUAUCAAAACCAUAUUUAAUAGAUAUUCAACAACUUCCAAUGCAUUAAUAAUAAUUUUUCUCUCUCUCUAAUUCAAAUAAAAGAUUUGAACCGAAACAACUUCCAAUGCAUUAAUAAUAGUUUUCUCUCUCUAAAACAACUUUUCCAAAAUUAAUUUUUCAGAAUAUCUUUUUUUAAUUUUCAACUCUUAAUCUUCCACGAUUUUUGUUUGAAUUGCAGGUUAUCUAACUAAAAUUAUUCUACGGACACAACAUAUUCAUAUAUCAUCAAAUCCCCAGAUUCGCGCUUCAAUUUUUUCAAACCCGAAUUUUCUACUUCAUUCUCAAGUAAUUCCGUUUGAAAGUUUGUUUGGAGAUUCACAUUGUGUUGGUUAUUUUAUGUUCUUCAUAUUACUUUUUGAUUACUUACUUAUUUUUUUUAAUUUUCGAUCUUUUGUUGUUGUUCUUAAAUUAUUUUUUAAGGUUUCGUAAUACCAAAUUCAAUCUUCAAUGGAUGCAUUCAAAAGAGUGACUAGAGGUUCAUCAUCUAAGUCUAAGGAGUGUGCAAAAAUGGCUGAAGAGGUGCAACAUCCCACAGUUCAUGAAGUCGAAUUAGAACAAUUUUUUUGGAGAACAGGUAAUUUUUUUUUUGCAUGUGUUGUUUAUUGGAUGUUUAGUUUAUUUUGUUUAGUAAUUUUUAAGAUUGAAAAAAAUACAUUUUACAAUGAAUUUGAAAGUGUAUUUGAAUUGUUUAGUCUGUUAUAGUCUCUAUGUAUUUUUGUAUUGGAAAGUUUUUUUGACUAUUUAUGUAUUGUAUUUUGCAUUCUAUUCAUAUUUUUUGUAUUAGUUGUCAAUGCAAUAAAUGAUUUUUUUUGACUAUUUAUGUAUUAUAUUUUGUAUUCUGUUCAUCUUUUUUGUCUUAGUUAUCAAUGUAAUAUCGUAUACAUUUGUAAGUGUGUUCUGAAUUUUCAUCUUGUUAUAGUUACUUUUUUCCAUAGUUGUAAUGUUUUUUGUAUUCACUAUUAUAGUUGGCACGUAUUUCUGUAUUUAGUAUGUUUAUUGUUUUUUUUUGUCAAAGUAACAUAUUUUAUAAGUUUGUAGUUCAUAAAUUUAUUGUAUUUUUUGUAUAUAUGUAAUGGGAGUUGUAUAUUGUAUUCUGUAUUCCACUGUAUAUAUACAAAAAAAUUCGUUUUGCAUUCUUUUUUUUUGUGUUAGGUUAAUGUACCACAUAUUUGUUACCAUAUCUAUUUUUUUUUGUAUGUUGUGCUAAAUGUGUUGAUUUUUUAUUUAUUAUCAUGUUUUUUUGUUCUGUUAUUUUAGUAUUAUUUCAUUUUUUGGAAUUCAAUAUGCCAGUGGACUUCUUAUGCUUGCAAAAAGCUACCAAAAAAAGCACCCCACAUUCACUGUAUAGUAAGUCAUGACAUUAAAUCCAAGUUGACUGACAAGCUUACACCGGAGCAGUAUAAUUUAUUUUGUGAGAGUACGUGUUUUGGUCAGUAUAUGAAAAUUAGAAAAUGUGUUGGGCAAGGUCAAAUUCACAGGUGUUGUAUGUCACGAGAAGUGGAAGCUAGUAGUAAGCAGGCUCUUUUAAUCAAAGUAAAUGGAGUUAUUUUAAAGUUCACAAUUAGGACGUUUGCUCUUAUUACUGGAUUAAACUGUGUUGGUGUUGUAGAGGAUUUCAAGUUUAACACAGAAGAACCUAACCGACUUAUUGUUCAGUACUUUGGUGGUGAUGAGACCAUACGUAGAUCUGAUUUGUUCGAUAGGUUCAAUGAUAAAGUUUGGGUUGACAAUGAUGAUGAUGCCAUUAAGUUUGCAAUAUUAUAUUUCAUUCAUAUGUUUGUGUAUUCUGGCGAGAAGAGAUCAUUGCGAAUUCCUAGAAUUCAUUUUGAUUUGGUUGAAAGUGGUCGGUAUAUGCAUUAUCCUUGGGGCAUAAAAGCAUUUGAGUGGUUGCUACAGAGUAUCAACAAGGUUUUGACUACUGAUGGUCAAUAUUAUAGAAUAUGUGGUAUGCCUGUUGUCCUUCAAAUAUGGAUAUACGAGUGCAUGGGUAAGCGUCAGACCAAAUUUGCACGGAAAAUCAGUGAUCAUAUCCUCCGUAUUCUAAACUGGCAAACAGUAGGAGCACAACCCCGAUUCAAAACCUUGAUGAAAAACACAUUCAAUGAUGGUAAUAGAGAGGUAUUGUAUGUAAUUAUUGAAUUUGUAUCUUUGUUAUUGUAUUAAUUCGAUGUAUAUAUUUUAUUAUGUUAAUUAUUAUGUUUACUAUCGGUUUCAGAUUAAAUGGAAGAAUGUUGUCCCUUCUCUGAUGGAAAUCACUGUUCUACAAUUGCCUCCUGAAGGUCUUCACAAACCAACUGAAGGUGUUCAAACAGAGCCACAUCGUGGUAUUGAUGAACAAGUACUUUCUGGACAGAAUUCAGAUGAUGAUUUUGUCAACCCACCUCCACCUUCAAUGAAGGUUACAGGUAAACGAAAAAAGGGGCAAUCAGUAUCACCUGCUAAAAGGGUACGGAAAAAUGAUUCAAAUAUGACAGAUCAAAUGGAACAGACUGAAAAGAUCGAUCCAGUAGCGAACCAGAAUGUGGAGAAAGUUGGAAUUAGAAAAGUUGUGCGGAAGAAAAAAAAUGUGUUUUAAGAAGAAAACCACUCCCACUUGUGUGCCAACAAAGGAUUCCCAAAUACCAUCUAUAAGUGUGUCUCAUGAACAAUUAAUGAGGAACGAACUAUCUGAAUUACGAAAGGAGGUUAGAGAGGAGUUUAAAGACAUACGGAAGUUGAUAAAUGAUAAUUUUAAUAUCAUUAUGUCUAUUUUGAAGGACCAAAAAAACAAUGACAAUGCUGGUCAAGGAUCACAACCUUUUACAAGUCCAAUUUUAUCUGAAAAUCAAAACCAGGACAACACAAACAAUCACAAUGCUGCUCAAGGACGACAACAUUUUACAAAAUCAGUUGAUUCAGAAAAUCAAAAUCAGUCGGAGGGCGAUGAAAGCUCAAAUAAUGGCAGCGAGGAAGUUUUUCAAGUAUGUUCAUUAUAAAUUUUGUAUUUUCACAUGGUUUAACGAUAUUUUAUCCAUUCUCCUAUUUUUAAAGGAUCAUUCAAUUUUUGAAAAUUCAAAUCAGGGAGACAUAUCCGAUAUUGCUGAUAAUCAAGUUGAUUGUGAGAAUUCACCUGUGCGUAAUCUGAUCAAUGUAGAUGCUGGUUUUAGUUCGUCUAAAUCAAUAAUCCCAAGUCCAUCAUUUGUAAGACCACUUGUUUUUGAAAGUCAACAUGACUUUACACAUCAACAUGACAAUGAUGAAGAGGAUCAGUUCAUAUUUCCUACCCCUAUUCAAUCUAUUGUUCCCUUGGAAGGGUCACCACAAUCACAGUUUGAGUUGGAUGAUUCUCUAAUGCCAAGUCUCAGUGACAUAAAAAGUAAUCGUGCUACUGACUAUACCAUUAAUUCAGAACGGAGCAUUAUCAUGCACAAUCAAAACACAAGCAAUGAAAGCUCAAAUAUUCAAAAAAAGGCUAGCAAGGAUAGUCAGAAUCAAAAAAGUCCUGUUCACACACCAUUACAUGCGCAUAGGAUUAGACGUCCAGGACCUUUCAAUACAUCCCCAUAUAUUAUCGUUCAGCUCAUCUGCAGGUAUAAAGACAUAACAAAUUAUAAUGUAUUGAAAAUCUGA